GUUGCGUUCACGUCAUGUUCGACUUGGUCUUGGACUUGGUGCGAUUACAAAAUGGCGGAACCAACAAGUGAUUUGUUCUUUUUCAAUUACACUCGACUAAAUAACACUGGAUUCAUCGAAAAGUGAAGACAGCGAAACAAGCAGUAGUACGAUAACAGAGAUAACAGACGAUUCUCUCUGUGGAUGCGUUCAACCACUUGAACGUCGGGAGUGUUGAGAACACGAUUCUAAACGCACCCAUCUAAACGCUUGUAGCGUUUACAACGCCAAGUCGAACGCAAAAUAGCGCUAUUAACGCUGUCAGCUGUCAGCGUCCAAAUAGAAUGUACCCUAAUAAUCUAAACAAGUACUAUUUCCAAUAUUCCAAUGAAUUCUCGAAAAAUCGCAUGGAAUGUUGUUCUUUUCAUCGGAUAUACACAUUAUUGUUUAUUUAUUCUCGACAUUUAAUGAAUUGAUGAUAGCUGAUAACCAUCAGGAUAUUUUGUGCUGAAUUUGUUCCGGGUUAUAAGUGUAUAUAUUUAUCACAAAACAAGAACAACAAUUGGUAUAUGAAUCUCAUAAUAUUCAUGAUGAAUUACUUUACAUCAAUAAUAUACAUAAUAUAAUUCAAACAAUUGUAAGCGCUUCUCGUUUUUAAAAGAAAAAAAAUACAGAAAAUUCAUCUCAAUUUAGCAAUGAUAUACUCAAGAUUCUUCAGAAUAUCUGGCAACUUCUUUUAGAGGACACGACACCUUGACACCUGUUACUUCGUUCCCGUAACCUAUAACCUCAAAACGUUGAAAAAAAUCAAAUCAUCGCAUCAAAAGCAAAGCAAGAUAUGCGCUGGGAGAAAUAUUCUCAAAUAAUUGCAGCCUAUGAAGACCGAAGCCAACUAUAAAUGAAGAAAGAAUAAAAAAACAGAAAUAAAUUCUGUUCUUAAAAAACCGAACAAAAUGAAUUCAAACGAGGAGAAAUUAUGUCAAGGAAAGGACGUUUUCGAAAGGAUGAAUUUUUUGUAUCAGGCAAGUCGUUUUGUUGCUGGGAAAAGUGAAGUGGCUGCCUCGCACUAUGGAAAUGUCAUGAUGAGCUGUGCCAAAAAAGCUGUGCUGAGAGUGGAGCCUGAAGUGAAGAGAACAAUAUGCAAAAGUUGCCAAUCUCCUCUUAUUCCUGGUGAAACUGCCAGAAUAAGAAUAAAAUCGAAGCCUGUGAAGGCCGUGCAGUGGACUUGUUUAGUAUGUAAAACUACAAGGAAAAUUCCAUCAAAGAAACCCCACAAUUUAUGGAUCGAUGACCCUAGUUCUUUGGUACAAGUAUACGACUAUACUCCAAAGAACCUGAAUCCUGGUUUGCCUGAAUUUCACACAAUUCCAAACGAAAGUUCAUCUGCCAAAUGCAUAAAAGAAGGAAGCCAAAUAAACAGUUCGAAUUGAAA
Molecule: messenger RNA, 1411 nt
Organism: Venturia canescens
Lineage: Eukaryota; Metazoa; Arthropoda; Insecta; Hymenoptera; Ichneumonidae
Gene: Rpp21
Product: ribonuclease P protein subunit Rpp21
Exons: 3
Coding region: 933-1409 (158 amino acids)
Biological process (GO): tRNA processing
Cellular component (GO): nucleolar ribonuclease P complex
Source: RefSeq, a predicted model, not a curated record